Molecule: messenger RNA, 2222 nt
Organism: Brassicogethes aeneus
Lineage: Eukaryota; Metazoa; Arthropoda; Insecta; Coleoptera; Nitidulidae
Source: the annotation of a GenBank genome assembly
GCCAAACCUCAAAAACCUAACCUAAACAUUUAUGGAUUAUUUUGUAUUUGAAAUAUAGUGUAAACCAGUAGGUAUUUGGGCAGAGUUUUAAAUAAUGUAAAAAAUAUAUUAAAUAAAUUUUGUUAUGGCCCAUAACUUAUGGGGCUACAAGUGGAAGAAAAUAUUGAGGUUUAAUUCAACCCCUUCCGCAAAAAUAUAAGGUCGUGCGCGAUAUUUAUUUCCUAUAUAGUUGUCCUUGACUAAAAACCAUCCUGACAAGCGCAAAAAGUAUAAAAGAUGUUGCCAAAGUUCACUUCGUCUCCUAAAAGGACCCUUCAAUAUUAAAAACAUUUUUUUCGUUUUCGGGAUUUUAAGUGAUGUUUGGCAACGUUGUAUGCGGGUAGUGUGAACAUUAAUGAGGCAGAGUGGUGUUAUUGCGCACGAUUGCAGCGCAAGGUAGAUGACAAAGCUAAGGUCUUAGCUAAAGAUCGUAGUAGAGCUGAUACUAACUACAUUUUCCGCUAUUAACUGUAAUAUGUUUAAAAGAGGUGUUUAAUAAAUACCAUAACCCAGUGUUUGUAUUUAAAUAACAUAGUUUCGUGUAAACCGUGUGGUGUUCAACAUAAGCACGCAAAAUGUUUUCGGGACUCACAAAUCAAGUAACAUCAUGGAUGGGGAAUGUUAAAGGGGAUCAUGAAGAGAAGGUCCCAACUCCUACGGAGGACAGUAACGUCCUUCUUAGUCCUGACAAAAAGGAUGGGAGUCCAACAAAGGCAACAGCAGAGGGUGGUAAAUUAGCGAUGCUAACAAACGUAAAGUCACAAAUUGAAGGUAUAGGUGGUUGGUUGGGAUCCAGUAUCCCAAAGUUAAGGAAAGGUGAAGAGGGUUUGGCUGAGGCCACUGGUGAGGAUAAUUUGGGUAUCACAGAUGACGCAGCUGGUCCAGGCUCUGAGGCCAAAGGUUCUUCACCAAUGCCGAAAGAUGACGACGAUAAUUCAAGUGCAACCGGAGGGGCAGAUUCCGGUCCAGGGUCCGCAGCUGAAUCUCCGACUGAGGAAAAAGACGGCCAUCUUGGAAAUGUGCAAAGUAAAGCACUAGCAGGGGCUAAAUCGUUUGGAAGUUUCCUUUACUCAGCUGUUAAUAAGGCCGGAAAAACUGUUAGUGAAGCUAGUGCUAAAAUUAAAGAAACUGUAGAAAAGAAUAGUAUUUUAGGCGAGUUUAAUAAGGAACAGGAAGCAUUUAUGAAAGGACAGGAAGGCAACACCGCCACAUCUCUACCACCGUGGACAGGAUGUUCAAAUGAAGAAGCCCUCAAGGACGAAUGCUUGAGCUUGUCAACUGACAAGAGGAAUUUUGUUCGCAGCCCGCCAGCUGGAGUCGAUUUCCAAUUCGACUACGAAGUGUCUUAUCCCGUUGCUAUGGCCAUAAUGGAACAGGACCCCAACUUGGAAAAAAUGCGCUACGAACUUGUGCCUAAAGUAAUAUCCGAAGAAAACUUCUGGAAGAAUUACUUUUACCGCGUGAGCCUAAUCUGCCAGGCCAACGAAUUGUCGUUUAUGUCAAGAGAAGGCGAUAGUCAUUCUGCUUCAGAAACUCUCAUCUCCGAUCAACCUUUAGAUAGUGCAAGUAAAGACUCGCAUGAGUUUGUAUCUGACACAUUGCAAGCCAGAAGUGAAGAUUUAGUCGAGGUCCAAGAGGGAAUGAAAAAACUGGCACUUGGAUCGAAAACCAAAGAAGAAGACUGGGAACGCGAACUUGAAGCCGAGUUGCAGGACUACGAGCUAGUCAGCGAACAUAAGGCCAACAAUCCCAACUGGGAGCAGGAAAUUGAAGAAAUCCUUCAGGAAGAAACUGACUUGAAGUAAUCCUUACCGUUCAACGGCUCUAUGUACUUAUGACUGAUAUUACAUUCCAAAUAUCAUCGUUUUUGAAACUAUAUUUCUAGUCAAUAUUCUAUACUAUGGUCUAAUUAAGCGAAACCAUUGGCAUGAUCAAAAUUGCUACGCACAUUUCGGAAUGUCAAAUGCUUGCAAAAGAAUCGAAACCACUCAAAACCUAAAUACUUAUGAAUCUUCUUACUUAAAUAAAAUAAAAUGGCUAUACUCGUUAUGAUUUUAUAUGAUGUGUAUUUUUCGAUUUCUAGUAAUAUCUAUCUAAGGGAUAUUUUCGGGUCUACACCUACGUCUAUAUGUCUUAAAAAAGUAACUAUCACUUAAUAUAAAAUCAAUUUUCUAUAGAAUACC